AUGUGGCGUAUAGCAAAUAGUGUUUAUCGUGCUUUUCGAAAUACAGCUACUCAUCGUUGUUCACAAGAUGUUCUCGGUCCAUUAACUACUAUACAUAAUACAGAUGAUGAUGAUUCAGAUUUAAAAAAGAAAGAAAAAUGUACAAUCACGAAAAAAAGCAAUAUCUGUGAAGUUUUGAAAAAUAAUCAAUUUUCAUAUGAAAAUAUUGAAAAAAUACAAGAAGAUUUAAAGAAAAUUUCUUUCAAACAAGUUUUAACAAAAAAAACAAAUGUUGUUAAAUCUAUUGAAACUCAAAAAUCGAACUGUAUUGAUAAAGAAGUUUCAUCAACUACUUCUUCAAAUAAAACAGAAGAAACUCUUGAUUCAUUACUACAAGCUGAUAAAACUUAUAUGAAUACUCUAAAAGAUCUAUCUGAUUUACAUGAAGAAACAAUGUCUAUUAUCAAUCUUGAAAUAGCUCUCGAUGCUAUUGAAUCUGGUAAUUAUCAAUUAGGUAUUGAAGCAUUAGAAAAUAGUGCAAAAAAUAAAACAAAUGCAGCAGCAUUAUAUAAUCUUGGUAUUUGUUAUGAACAAGGUAUUGGUGUUGAACAAGAUCGUGCUAAAGCAUGUGAUUAUUAUCGUCUAGCAUCUGCUUUAGGUCAUACGAAUGCUCAAUUUCAUUUAACAAAUCUUUCAAAUCAUAUUGAUAUUAAUGAUAAUGAAGAUGAAAUAAGUGAACGAACAAUAAGUGAAAAUAAUAAUUCAUUAUUACGUAAAGUUUUUCUUCAAUUUUCAUUAUCAAUGAAUUAUAAAGAUGAGCCGUCAUUCAACAAUUAUCAAUUUGAGUCAGAAAAUAAAACCAUUGCAUGUUUAUAA
Adineta steineri is the source of this 855-nucleotide messenger RNA. Lineage: Eukaryota; Metazoa; Rotifera; Eurotatoria; Adinetida; Adinetidae. The record is from the annotation of a GenBank genome assembly.